CUCACUCACGCAACAGAAAGUUUUGGAGGCCAGGCGAGCGGCGGGAUACCGACGGAGAGGAAGUGACGGGACCGCGCGCGAGAGAGAGAGAGAGAGAGGGGGAGAGGGAGAGAGGGAGACGGGGAUAUAAACACAAAGCUGAAUUAGAAGCAACGUGCGAUCGCCGGAUUGUGGAGGACAGGAGGGAGGGAGGGUGAGUGAGCGGGGGAGAGACGGAGCUGAAAUGCGCAUGAUCUUAACAACGCCGGAGCGAGAGACUUUCAGUGGAAGUGAACUCGCGUCGGACGAGUGAAGAGCAGAGAUUUGAAGACCAGAUCUCCAUGCCCGGCUUCGCGAGUCCGGAGGGCGCCCGGCGCACCGGGGACCGUCUGGAAGCGCGACCGACAAACUAGAACCCCCCCCCCGACCCCCUGCACUUUGAAUAUGAAGGAAAAAGACUUUACGUAAAACAACAACAACAACAACAAAAGCCCGAGAUCUUCAGUGAGGGGAUAUGAACGCGGAUCGGUGGGACUUCUCCCGGUUUUCUUUUCCCACCUCUCGUUCGCUUUCGCGUCUCCGGGGAUGUUUGCGAGUCGCGUCUCCGCGGCUCCGGUCCGGACGCUGACGCGCCUCUGCGCGCUGCUGCUGCUGCUGGUCGCCGCGCUGGCGCGCGGCUCCGAGCUGCGGGUUCGGGUCCGGCUCGCGGACGGGCUGGUGACGGAGGAGGUCCUGGAGGCGGACAGCGACAGGGACUUGAUAUCGGUGGAGUUCAAGCAGGGAGACGGGACGCUGAUCACGUUUGUGGCGGACUUCAAGCAGGAUGUGAAGAUAUUCCGAGCGCUGAUCCUGGGCGAGCUGGAAAGGGGGCAGAGCCAGUACCAGGCCCUGUGCUUCAUCUCUCGCCUGGGCCGCAAUGAGAUCAUCCCCAGCGAGUCCAUGGCCCGUCUCAGACAGAAAAACCCUCAGGCCAUUCGCUUGGCAGAGGAGCGGCGAGGAUUGGAGCAGCUGGAGAUGAGCGCCGCCGUCAACAUAAGUCGGGCCUCUCAGCUCAGCGCCCACAUUCACAACAUGUGCAGUGAGGCCGGGGAGGCCAUCUACACCAGGGAGUCUGAUGUCAGGCACUGGCUGGACAAAGGAGUGGACGGCUCCAUGUUCGAGGUGCUGCCCCAGGCGGCCGAGGCGCCCGGCUUCCAGGCGUGUCACUCUACUAAAGACUUGUGGCAGGCCUGUCUCUGUACGUACAGCCUGCGCCUGGAGUGGUACCCGUGUCUGCUGAAGUACUGCCGCAGCCGGGACACCACGGGAAAAAGCUCGACCUACAAGUGUGGCAUAAAGAGCUGCAGCAAGGGCUACCAUUUCACCUACUAUGUUCCCCAAAAACAGUUGUGCCUAUGGGACGAAGAGACCUAGCAUUUGGUUCCUGGUGGUUUAGGAAAAGAGAAGUACUUUUUUUUGUUUUCUCCCAGCCAAACUGAUCCGAUCGAAACUCGGUUUGUGUGGAUCUGAAGUUAAACUUGCUCAGGUGGGGAGAUGCAGAUGUUCAAGCUGAAACUGAAAUCAUUUCAGGUUCCAAUUAAGACCAAAACGUUUUGAGGAAGGAGAGCUGCAGCGCGUUGAUCAUGGAGGACCCACUGACUUUAAGCCUUUUCUGGAAACAAUACAUAUCGUGGUGAACCACGAUGUGACUUUGCAAAGGAGCGGUCACUUUUGUGCCUUUUUUUUUUUUCUGAAGUAAAUAAUUGGAGCAGAUUACAGAUGUCAACAACCAGAACCUCCCAAACGAGCUACGUUAUGCACAAGGAUGGACGGUGCAUUUCUGGUCAAUGAAACGCCAGCAAAGGGAUUACAGAGUCCCACCGUGAUUACAGGAGACGUGCUGGACAAACAGAAUUGACCAUCCUGGUGAAGGAAAACAUUCGAUUGGGGAAGUUUUCUUUCCUAUGAAGCUCUGUGAAAAACUGUGUGUAGCCAGUUUGUUCGUAACCGCGUCAGCUGGUAGGUAAAACAGGAAAUGCUUCUUCGAUGCUGGCUUUAUUUAUUUUGGUUGCAAAGUGAAAUUAUUGAGGACUUUUGUAUAUUUUUGCAUUAAAUAAGCUCUUCCAGUCAAAACCACAGGCCCUCAGUAACAUGUCAGAACAUUUGAACCUCUGAGUUUGGGAGGUCGUUUCUAGACUCGUCCUCAUUGGACGCUAUGUUGUUGACAACAAGUUUUCAUGGUUGACCGUGAGUUUGGAUGGACACAUUUAUUUUCUUUUUAGAUAUGAUAGUUAUCAAUCAAUAUCAUUCAUGCCCACCGCUUUCAUUCUAGUUCUGUUUUCCAAGUGCCAAACAAGCCAAAGUCGGAGGCAUUACUGUCAAAAGAAGGGUCCAACGUUUCAGUGUCUUGAACUCUUCUCUGUGGUUGUUUUCCAUGCUGGUAUUCACUAAAACUUCAGCAUGGCCUGUUUAAUAACAUAUGCUGCCAUCUUCUGGUUAAACCGUUCUUCAGUUUACUAAAUGCUUUUACUUUUCAGUUUUGUUUGUUCAUCUCAGCCGUUAAAGGGCUAUAAUUUAUAUGGCUCAAAUCCCUAAUAAUAUUUCAUGCAUAGUUCAAGAAGCAUUUCUAUAACUUGUGGGACCAAAUUUAUUUUUUGUCAGUUAUUAAGAGAAGUAGAAUAAAGUAAAUAUAUAUAUUUUUCUUCUUACAUCCAUCUUCACUUUACUGCCAUAUCUAAACAUUGUUUUGUAAGUUGGUAUGUCACGCUAACUAAAGAACCAAAUGAGUGGAAUAUUUCUAUUCGUGACCUUUACUUGUGAAAAAGUGCCUUAACAUUUCUGCUGAUAUCUUUGCUUUGUUAUUAUAGAUUUUCUGUGAAAAGAGAAAUGUUGUUAAAAAGCUGGAUACAAUUAAGCAGUUAGGUAAUGUACCAUAUAAGAUUUUUACAGAAAUUUAAAUAAAGUCUUUCUUUGCACUGCA
Messenger RNA from Gasterosteus aculeatus aculeatus (three-spined stickleback), 2938 nucleotides. It is a transcript of the gene oafa, whose product is annotated as OAF homolog a (Drosophila). The record is from RefSeq and is a predicted model, not a curated record. Lineage: Eukaryota; Metazoa; Chordata; Actinopteri; Perciformes; Gasterosteidae.